AUGAAAGAUUUAGGGUUUGAGCCUUCUCUUGUAACCUAUAACACCGUCAUUAAGCUUUUAUGUGAUAACUUCAGAUAUAAGCAAGCACUUGAGAUGCUCGAUACCAUGCGUAAGAAUGGAUGUCAGCCAAAUGCAAUUUCAUAUCAUUUCUUUUUCGCUUGCAUGGAAAAGCCUAGGGAUAUACUCACAUUGUUUUAUAAAAUGAUUGGAAGUGGAAUUCGGCCAAGUAUGGACACCUAUGUGAUGCUUGUGAGGAAGUUUGGGAGGUGGGGAUUUCUUCGACCAGUUUUUUUAGUGUGGGAGAAAAUGGAAGAACUUGGAUCCAGUCCUGAUGCAUCUGCUUACAAUGCUUUGAUAGAUGCUCUUGUGGAAAAGGGAUUAUUAGACUUGGCUAGGAAAUAUGAUGAAGAGAUGUUAACAAAAGGACUUUCAUCUAGGCCAAGGAAAGAAUUGGAGACAACACUGGAGGUGACAGGAGAAUCCCCUGGCGGAUAG
This is a messenger RNA of Prosopis cineraria, 495 nucleotides long. RefSeq names its product pentatricopeptide repeat-containing protein At1g80550, mitochondrial-like. Bases 1 to 495 code for a protein of 164 amino acids. The record is from RefSeq and is a predicted model, not a curated record. Gene Ontology annotation, molecular function: protein binding. Lineage: Eukaryota; Viridiplantae; Streptophyta; Magnoliopsida; Fabales; Fabaceae. The transcript has a single exon.